Owenia fusiformis is the source of this 672-nucleotide messenger RNA. Lineage: Eukaryota; Metazoa; Annelida; Polychaeta; Sabellida; Oweniidae. The record is from the annotation of a GenBank genome assembly.
GUCUCAAGUCAUUUGUUGAAAGUGACUAACCAAAAUACAUCUGCUCCAAACAGUACCAAACCUCCAGCCGUGAAAAUUCAAAAACUACUCUCCAGAAAGCAUCACCUGAGACGUCCUAGAGGGCACACAUUAACAAAGGGUGUAGUUAUAUUACAAGAUAAUGGGAAGAUUCCACGGUCAGUUACAAAAUCAGCAAUUGUAGCCUCCGGACGGAUUACCUUUAAAAAAUUUGAUAAUGAAGCAGCUAUGAAAAAACAGAUAGAAACUGUUAUGAUGGCUACAAUGGGUGAAGUUAAGCCUUUCAAGUAUGUCAAAAACAUAAACAGAAGAAUCAUAGAAGAACACAGUGGUCAUAAUGACACUGUUAAAUGGACUGCAAGAAGUGUUACCAAGUUAGCUGGACAGGGCAAAAUAUAUUGUCUCUUACAAGGGUCCUCAAGUGAACAUCCUGUGAAUGAAUUAGAGGAUGAUGUCCAGGAAAAUGAUAAAUCAACAUCUACUUGUGACCUUUGACAAUGCUAUAUGGACUUCAUGUACUCAGAAAUUCUAUGCAUUAUAUAAAAAUACACACCUGAGAAAAACUACUUAUUUUACAGAAAAUUGUGUAUUUUAAGACAAAUGGAUAAAAAUGAUCCAUACAAGAGAGAAACUGACACAUUUGUGUCAUUCGGG